AUGUCCGCCCUCGUCGUGCACCCCAGCGCUCUGGCGUUGGUGCCCAUAAAGCCAACCACGUCCACUGCCGCUUCAACCCCGCUCGCUCUCCCCUCCCGCUUUCCCUCGGGCGGUCUCCCGCGUGCCGCUGCCGGUCCAACAGGCCACACCUACCUCUACGCCGCCAACACCUCCGGAACGGCCAGCGGAUCUGUGGUCUGGGAGUAUGAUUCCAAGGGACGCCGUGUGGGUGAGAUGACGGGCUCCUCGUUGGGAGUCCAGAGGGUGGCGACGGCUGGAACCCUUGUGGUGCUCGCUUGCAAGAAGGAGGCAAAGGUCAUGAAGCGGGCUGGGAAUGGAGGAAAGUGGGCUUGUUUGAGGACUCUCGAGUUGCCAAGGGGCCAACUCACUGCCAUGACUGGCGACGCGGACCUGAUGGCGUUCUGCGCCGACGAGGUGGUCGUUUACGAGCUCGAGACGGGCAGGAAGGCUUCUAUUGAAGACAUGGACAUGCCCGUGUCCUGUGCACGUAUCGUCCACCUCGACUCCCGCCCCUACCUCCUCGUCCCAUCGACAGACCGUCUCACUGCGUACCCCAUUGACACCGAGGGCAUCCCAAAGGCAUACAAUCUUGGUCUCGAGCGUGCUGGCCGGGACAUUGUCGUCUCAGGAACCCAGGUCGCUGUCGCUUCUGAGGGAACCCAUGGCGAAGUGGCCGUUGUAUCCCUAACGGACGGCGACGUCUCGACGAUCAAGUUUGGCGUCGAGGUGGCUGGUCUGAGCUGGAUCGACGGUCAAACAUUGGCUGCGAGAACCGUUUCUGGAAAGAUGUUGGUUCGCGAUAUGCGUACAGGAAGCAUUUCACCAGUGGAGCUCGACCAGCCCGUCCUUGACGUCCAUGCUCUCCCAACUCCUCGGGCCACGCGUGCCCCCUCGGAUCGCCCCUUGGCCCGUGUCCUCGCCGAGAACAACCUGACAAACAACCUCGCGGCCUCGGCUCCGCCCAAGAAAACGUCUGACAAGAAUGCCAAGGAAUCAGAGAAACGUAUUGUGUCCGCACCCACAACACGCGCGCCGACGGCCCCAGUCCGCACCGACAUUCACAUCACCCCUCUGAACCCCGCCGCCUCCCGACCCAGUGCCGCCCCAGCUUCCCGCGUGAUCAGCACAGCGAGCACUGUGCGCAUCCGCCCCGCGGUCAUUGACGAGGCGGACGAGACGACGGCGUUCAGCCCGGGUGCGAGCGCGAGCGUGCGCCGUGCACCCCCACCUCACGAGCACAACGGCCAGAGCAGCGGUGGCGAUGCGCCAACGUGGGAGGCGUUUGAGGAGAUGCGUCGCGAGAUUGCCAACCUCCAGUUGGACAUGUUACGCAUGGGCCGCGGUCUCAAGAACGAGAUCCGUUCAGCCGUCUCCCCGCUCGUCGACGAGCUGCGUUCCAGCCGCGAGACAAUCGCCAAGCAAGCAGCGGAGAUUGAGCGUUUGAGGAGGGGAUACUAG
Messenger RNA from Apiotrichum porosum, 1479 nucleotides. RefSeq lists its product as uncharacterized. The record is from RefSeq and is a predicted model, not a curated record. Bases 1 to 1479 code for a protein of 492 amino acids. Lineage: Eukaryota; Fungi; Basidiomycota; Tremellomycetes; Trichosporonales; Trichosporonaceae. The transcript is spliced from 6 exons.